Orbicella faveolata is the source of this 3271-nucleotide messenger RNA. Its product is annotated as tubulin beta-2A chain-like. NCBI's taxonomy places the organism in Eukaryota, Metazoa, Cnidaria, Anthozoa, Scleractinia, Merulinidae. The record is from RefSeq and is a predicted model, not a curated record. Gene Ontology annotation, molecular function: GTP binding; GTPase activity; structural constituent of cytoskeleton. Gene Ontology annotation, biological process: microtubule-based process. Gene Ontology annotation, cellular component: microtubule.
UUCCUGUUUGUCGCACGGUUUUUGAAAGGAUUCACAGGAAAACAUGAAUAAUUGAUGUCUCACUCAAGACGCAGAUUUAUCGAUCAGUCCGGUCGAAAAACGGGGUGGUUAGAGGCCGUUUGCCGCAAAGAAAUGAGUCCCAGUUCUGGGUUCGGGCGAGCGAACUUCACCCUCUUUCUGUCUCUGUGAUGCGGGAAAUUAUUAACGUUCAAGUUGGCCAGUGUGGAAACCAAAUUGGUUACAAGCUUUGGGAAAUUCUCUGCGCGGAACAUGGAAUAAACCAGGAGGGUAUUUAUGAUGGAAACUGCAAUUCCCAGUUGGAGAAAAUUGAUGUUUACUUUGCCGAGGGUGCCGGCAAUCGGUUUGUACCGCGUAGCGUCCUCGUCGACUUAGAGUCUGGCACGAUGGAUUCGCUCCGGUCCGCUUCGUUUGGAAAGGUCUUUCGACCCGAUAAUUUUGUUUUCGGCGAAAGUGGAGCAGGGAACAACUGGGCCAAAGGGUUUUACACAAAUGGAUGUAACCUUCUGGAGGAGGUCUUGGACGCGGUUAGAAAAGAAGCCGAGGCAUGUGACUCGAUCCAGGGCUUCCAGGUUGCGCAUUCUCUGGGAGGCGGUACGGGGUCUGGGCUCGGUACGCUGAUACUCUACCAUCUACAAGAGGAAUACCCCGACCGGAUUCUGAGUGCUGUCAGCGUUUUCCCGUCUCCGAAAGUUUCCGAGAUUGUCAUUGAACCUUACAACGCCACUUUAGCUGUUCAUCAGUUGAUCGAGACCACCGAUGAAGUGUUUUCGUUCGACAAUGAAGCGCUGUAUGAUAUUUGUUUUAGAACGCUUAAACUGGAUACUACCACGUAUUCGGAUUUGAAUCACAUUAUAUCCACCACCAUGAGCGGUGUGACUACUUGUCUUCGUUUUCCCGGACAGUUAAAUGCAGACAUGCGCAAAUUGGCCGUGAACAUGAUUCCCUAUCCUCGCCUUCACUUCUUCAUGCCUGGAUUUGCACCGCUGACCAGUAGACAGUCACAGACAUUUCGUAAUCUGACAGUAGCUGAGCUGACUCAGCAGAUUUUCAACGCCAAAAACGUUAUGAUCGCCUGUGAUCCUAGAAAUGGUAGAUACCUUACAUACGCAGCGAUGUUUCGCGGCAAAAAGCUAUCGAUGAAAGAAGUCGAGGAUCAAAUGGCAAGCGUGCAGGACAAAAACUGUGGGCAUUUCGUUGAAUGGAUUCCACAUAACGCCAAAGUUGCGGUUUGUGAUGUUCCUCCACACGGAAUGAAAAUGUCGGCAACUUUCAUCGCUAAUAACACAGCUAUUCAAGAAUUAUUUAGACGACUCAAUCUGCAGUUUAGGGUCAUGUAUAGGAGGAGAGCGUUUCUUCACUGGUUUACUGAAGAAGGGAUGGAUGAAAUGCAAUUCACUCAGGCGGAGUCUGACAUGUUGGACCUAAUUUCAACUUAUCAGCAGUGUCAGGACCUUAAAGUCGACACGAGUCUUGAUGACCUAGAAAUAAAGGACCUUGAGGAGUUCGAGGACUCUCUUGAAUCAUGGGACUGUUUAGAUGGUCACAUGAAUGGUCACGUAAACAGUUUGCUAGCCUGAUGUGACUGAAGGAGAAAUUUGCACCCAAUUAAAGUUCGUACUUUUGAUUGGCUCAUUUUUGUACUUACUAAAUAAGGCACAUCACGUGACAUCUCGUGCCAUUUUGAAUCUUGCUACUUCCGAGAAUCGUUGAAUCAAGAGUUCCAAGGCAGCAAAUAAAGAUGCCAAGAGGUCCACGAUCAUGCACAAUUUUUUGUUUUGUGCUCGUACUGUUUGUUUGAAUAACGUAACCGAAACGUUUUUAUUGGUUAGUUCCUCAGUCAGUAGUAAGCGGCUAGUGUGCUUUGAGCACGAUCAAGGCCAAAAACGAACAAAAAACAUACAAGAAAGAACUUGGCCGGGUUUCAUAAUCAUUCCCUUCUAUUAUUAUGAUUGUUAUGCCUGCGCAAGUUUUCUGCGAUAAUGUUACGUCCAGCAACAAAAGCGACGUGUUUAAAUUUAAAAUUUUGUUUUCUUAUAAACGUGUUGUAGUUCCUGUGUCCACGCCCUAGGCUUUGUAUAUCGAGGGACAAAACCGACACCACAGCAAGAAAGGAAGUUACAUGACGUUAAACGAUGGCAAUAAGUUUAUACGACGACUUUUGGAAUGCUCGUUUUAUCCCUUUGACAGGACCAUAGAACAAACAACAGAAACAAUGUCCUUAGCCCUAAAACAAAAACAGCUGCUAACAAGCAGAAGAAUUACAAGCUUACGAGAGCUCCUACACUUCUGCUUAUUUCUGAUUUGAAAACAGAAAUCGAACUGCUCAGCAACUCUGCAGUAGUUCCUUCCAUGUUGUGAUGCCGGUUCUGCUGGUUAAUUGGAAGAAUUCAGUCGUCAUACUCGCUUGUACUUUAGUUUUAAUCAGGUUUUAACAAUCGAAAAAGAAAAAGCACAUUCAGAUUGAUCAAUUCAUUACAACGACUCGAAACGACGCUAUAAUGUUUUCAAUAUUUAUUCGCAACUAACUCGUCCCCAGUUCUUCUCUUGUGCCGUAAAGGGUGAGAAUUGAGGGACUUAGUGAAACUCGUCCGAACAAGGAGGGGAUUGUGGGAAGGUAGAGGAGUAGACAUGAAUGAAGGAGGGAGUCUUCAAUCUUUCCUCUUUCCUCUUUCCCAUCAGAACUUUCAAGAGACUAGAGGCGUGUCAGUAUUAGCAACAUUUCGUAUCACGGAGCUUCAGGAAGUGAACCGAUAUCACACUCUCAAUAUUGACCCUUCCCUCCUUAAAAUUCGAAACCUUGGAGCAUCAGUAAAGUAAUAACAGAGGCCACGGCAAAAGUUUUUCAGAAUAAAAGAGUGUUAAGGUUUAAAACCUAAUUGUAUCGUUGCAUUGUCCCCAAUGAAUUUACGACGAAAUUCGUCGUUUUACGCUACCAUAGUGGCGCCAUUCUUUGGAACAGUCUUCCUUGCGACUUAAGGGAAGCAGAGUCCCUGAGGCAAAUUAAACGACGGCCUACUCAAAGGAGAUGCCUAAGGCACGGCAUUCGUGGAAAGCAGCCUUUUUUAUUUAAUUAUCCCAUUAUAUUAGACAUUACACAUUAGGAAUUAAAUAAAUUUUAAACCGUGUUUAAAUAGAGAUUAUGAAUGUGUGUACCCAUCCACCUUUACGUCAGCGAUGAUCCUCUUUGCUUAGGCAAAAAUUUAUUUCAUUUCAAUGAUAUCAAAUCUUUUCACACAAGCCAUAUAGACAC